GGACGUAUGGUGUAUCAACUGUCUCUAACAGCAAAGGCAGAUGUUCUUGUGUCCCCUUUAGGGUCUAUCACUCGAGACAGCAGCCUCAUGGUUUUGUCUCAGUGCCUGUACAAUAACACCCUGUCCAAUAUCUCUCUGGUUGUAUUGGCCCAGCAAAUUCCUACAGUGACAAGUACUGGAGUUCUGAGUGUGGAGCUGCGCAUAUCUAAAGGUUCAUCGUUUUCUUCAUUCUACGCAUUAGAGGACUUUCCAUUACAGAUUCCACUUCGGGAACUUGUGUUCUUAGAGGUUAGACUUCUGCAACCUUCUGAUCCCAGGCUACACCUCCGUCUCCACCAAUGCUGGGGAGCCCCAAACAUGGAUCCAGCAUCUACUUUGCGUUGGCCUGUAAUCUCUAAUGGAUGUCCAUUUUCAGAAGACGACACACUGACACAAAUUCUGCCAGGCUCUGUCCCCUCAAGUUAUCAAAGAUUUGUUGUGUCUGCCUUUACUUUUGUUGGCUUUUCAAAUAACACAGAGGUUUAUUUCUUCUGCAGCAUCUCGGUGUGUGUGCCAUCUUCCUCUGAAAGCUGUACAACGGAUUGUGUUAAUCUCACACGCAGUCGGCGAGAUCAGCCUGAUAUUUCUCUGUACUUGGUGGGCACCACUGGACCCCUGGUUUUUUUACAGCAGAAGAAAGGAUUGGGUAACAAAAUUUUGGCUCAGGUUGACCUUUGUUUAAAACCCUGCCAUGGUUCUUACAAAUGUUGUCUUCUUAGGAAUGGCCAGUCUCCAGCACCUGACCUCAAUUCUUCCAGGAAUUGGCUUUGCCGUCACAUUUCUCUUCAUAAUGUUGCUUCUAGUAGGCACUCUUAAAGUUAAGUGGUAUUACAAUGUUGAAAAAUGAAUCCUAAAUAAAUAUAAUUAUUGUCAAAUAUCAUGGCGUCAGUUUGCAUUUUCAUUGGUAGAAGUAGUCUAAGCUCUGCUGGAGAAGCAGAAAUGGAGUGGCUCUUUCCUUAACGCUGUGCUCUUCCACUUCAGUCUGUCUGCACAUCUGAAUCUUGUAUGGGAAAAUGGUUGUGGUCUCUAACACUGUAAUGCUAUUGCAGGGACUUAAAGGAACAUUCUGGGCUGAAAGGCUCCUUUUAGGCAGAACAUUCCACGACUUAAAAUCAGUUCUUCAUUUGAAUGGGGCAGCAAGCACAUGGAUUUCUGCAAGCCUUGUUAAGGUGAAUGGAACCAAUCUUCAGUCGUGGAAUUUUCUGUCACCAUCACUCUUCCGUAUUACAGAUCCUUAUUUUCGUCCAUUGAAAAAAUAGUGCCUUAAAUGGCUUUAUUCACAUUUCUUUUCUACAUUUGUGGGUUUUUUUUUAUGAGCAGCAAGUUUCAGUAGGUCCAUUUUAAUGUUUCAUUUUAAGAAUUCAUUAAAAAAAACAACUCCUGUUCCUGCUGUGACCAGAUCCUGAGGUAGAUUACUCUACAGAUUCACAUUUGUAUGCAUAGUGCAAACGAGCAAACUCCACCAGAGAAUGGCUGCCAGGUACAGUAGACUAACAAAUGACUCCUCACAGGCCCAGUGGUCAUGCGUCACACUCCUCACAAUUCUCCUCGUCACUGACGGAGAAUGUGCAGUUUAAUUCAGGACAUCUUAUGACAACUGAGAUCUUCCAGGUUAAAGUGGUUCUACAGUUUGUUUUAACUGAUUAUCAUCAGCAUCUGAUCGGCGGGGGUCCGACACCCGGGACCCCCGCCGAUCAGCUGUUUGAGAAGGCAGUGGCGCUCCAGCAGCACAGCAGCCUUCUCACUGUUUACCUCUGGCCUAGUGACGUCACGACUAGUAUCAACUGGCCUGGGCACGGCUAAGCUCUGUUUUAACUGAUGAAAUAUC
Molecule: messenger RNA, 1867 nt
Organism: Bufo bufo (common toad)
Lineage: Eukaryota; Metazoa; Chordata; Amphibia; Anura; Bufonidae
Product: zona pellucida sperm-binding protein 1-like
Exons: 6
Coding region: 7-855 (282 amino acids)
Biological process (GO): prevention of polyspermy; binding of sperm to zona pellucida
Cellular component (GO): egg coat
Molecular function (GO): acrosin binding; structural constituent of egg coat
Source: RefSeq, a predicted model, not a curated record